Molecule: messenger RNA, 4349 nt
Organism: Mytilinidion resinicola
Lineage: Eukaryota; Fungi; Ascomycota; Dothideomycetes; Mytilinidiales; Mytilinidiaceae
Exons: 2
Coding region: 116-4027 (1303 amino acids)
Biological process (GO): protein import into nucleus; mRNA export from nucleus
Cellular component (GO): nuclear pore
Molecular function (GO): structural constituent of nuclear pore
Source: RefSeq, a predicted model, not a curated record
ACAAGAGCAGAGCAGGACCAGAAUCGACGAUCUUGUGAAGACCCUCGGGAACAUUCGCGAGGAGCUUGUCGCUGCUAAAACCGAACGUGAUCAGCUUCAGACUCGAGUCGACGAGAUGAAGAUUGAACUUAGGACUGCCGAAGAACGAGCACAUACUCUUCAGCCACGCCCAACACCUCGCACAAAUGGCGCCAAUGGAACCGCCGGCCCCACGAUCAAUGAGGAUGGUCUCAGCAGGGAGCAGGAGCUUGCGCUCGAGAUUUCAGACCUCAAGCGUGACCUUGAACUUGCGCGUGGCGAAGUUGAGACUACAAAGGUGCACAUUGAGAGUUACAAGGGGAUUGCACAAGCCUCGGAGGAAGAACUUGCAUCUCUCAACGACACCUAUGAGCAGUAUCACGAAGAGACGGAGAGCACGAUAGCCGAGAAGGACGCAAGAAUCAAGGAUCUUGAGCAACGGGUGGAUGAGAUCUCAUCCGAGCUAGCAACUACGAACCAGGAACUUUCUGAAGUCCGACGUGCUCAAGAGGAAAGCGCCACCACAUUCAACCAACAGAAGGAGGUUCUGGAAUCGGAAAUUAUCCGACUCAAGGACGACUGCGAGCGCUAUCAAGAAACGGCCAAGAUGCAUCAAGAGGACCUCAAGGCCCAAGCCGAGAUUGCUAAGCAGGCUCAGCAAAGCUAUGAGAACGAGCUUGUCCGACACGGUGAAGCUACGAAGACUCUUAGGACUGUGCGGGAGGAAUACAACACCUUGCGGACCGAGGUUGCAGACAUUAAAGCCCAGGGCGAGGCUGCUCGUACUACCUUGGCGCAAAGCGAAGAGCACUGGAAUGAAACACGACAACGGUACGAGCGAGAACUUGGUGAACUACGGACCCGAAACGAGGACAUGAAGUCUCAAAACAAAAUUCUACACCAGCAGCUCGAGAACGUCAGCUCGCAAAUUGCAAGCUUGAAGCAGAGCCGAGUAUCGAUUGCUGGUGGCGAGGAGGAUAUCGCUGGCUCUCCAUCUUCGGGGCUUGAGAGCCUCCAAGAGGUUAUUCGAUACCUCAGACAAGAGAAGGAGAUUGUUGAUGUUCAGUACGAACUGUCUAUACAAGAAGCUAAGCGACUGAAACAGCAACUUGACCAUGCUCAGAAUCAACUUGACCAGACUCGCGAAAAGUUGAAUUCGGAACGCCAGACCCAGGCCGACAAGGAGCAGAACGCGCUCAGUCACAGCAAACUUAUGGAAACUCUUGAGCAACUCAAUCUGUUCAGGGAAAGCAGCGCUACUCUUCGCAACGAGGCGCGCCAGGCGCAGGCUCAACUGGCUGAGAAGAUGAAGGAGGUCGAGGACCUCGUGAGCCAGAUUCAACCUCUUCAAACCCGUGUGCGCGAACUCGAUAACGCACUCGAGACCAAGAACGGAGAAUAUGAGCUUCUGGAACAGGACCGUGAUAGGUAUCAGAAGCGAGCUCAAGACAUUCUGCAGAAGUACGAUCGAGUUGAUCCCGCGGAACUCGAGGAACUCAAGUCUCAACUCAAAACUCUUCAGACAGAACGCGAUCAAGCUGUGACGGAGCUUCAACCACUGCAAGAGCAGUUGAACGGAGUAGAGGAGCGGAUCCGUGUCGCGACCGAAGCCGCGCUGGCUGAACAGAAGGCGACGUUCGACGAGCGGAGGCAGAAACUGGUAGACCAAUCCAAGAGUAGGGACAAGGAUAAUCGCGUUAUUAUCAAUGGUCUCAAACAAGAGCGUGAGGGACUGCAGCAGCAGAUUGCCGAGGUCAAGACAGAGCUCGAAACAACCAAAACUGCGCUAGAGGAAGCACUUGCAAAUGUGAAGCCCACGGACACGUCUAUGGAUAAUUCGGAAGAGGGUCAGGUGGAUGAAGGCAGUGCGACUGGUUUCUCUCUGGAGGAGAAAGAGGCCCUCCAAGCUCGUAUCAAUGAAGCCGAAGGCAGGGUGAACCAGGAGGCUAACAGAGCUGUCAACCUUCACAUACAAGUCGAUGCACUCCAAGGGCGCGUUCGGGAAUUGGAAAACCAGAUCGCUGAACUCCACCAACGGGUUGCUACCGCCAAUACUGAAGUAGCUGAAGCCAAGGCCCAGAAGGCUCAGCUGGAGGUCCAGGUUCAACAGCUGCAGGCACAAGUACCUCCACCUGCCAACCAGGACACUAACGGAGACUCUUCGGAAGAGAUCGAGAAGCUCAAGGAAGAGCUCGCGAUUACUCGGAAAGAAGCAGAUGAUCUGCGAAUCAAUGCUGCAAUCGCGGCGGCGACCAGCGCUCCUUCUGAUAGCACUAAAUCUAUCACCGAUCAAGUUGCCGAACAGGUGGCUCUCAUUCGCACGGAACUGGAGGCUGCACAAAUCGAGAAGAUCCAGGCGGCCGAAACACUUUACCAGAGCCGGACAGAGAAGAUGAAGAAUUCUCUUCAAUCUAAGCUCAAAGAUGGCAAGGAGACUAUCAAACAACAACUGCAACAGGAGCAUGAGGACGCUAUGGAGCAACUCCGAUCAGAGCAUGAAGCGGCGAUCCAGCAAUUGAACACGGAGCACCAAGCCGAGAUUGCCACCCUCCAUGAGGAAGCUCGACUGCUAGUACAGAAGGGUGCCGAAGACCAGCCUGCAAAGACGGAGCAAGACAAAAGUGUAGAUGGCGCUGCGGCGGAAUCAGCGGAUGGUCCUGAGAAGGAGCCUAUCGCCUGGGAUGCUCCAGAAUCAGUCAUCAAACAUUUCGUGUCUAACCACCCUGUUGUGAAGGAGAUUCUCAUCCGCAACGUCCAGAAGAAGCUUGCGCAGGAGAAGGAGGCCGCCAUAGCCGAGGCGAUUGAAGAACAGACGAAGGUCGCUGAGGCCAAAGAAAAAGAACUCAAUGACACCUACACCAAGAAGAUCAAUAACUACGAGAUGGAUUUAAAGAAGGCCAAUCUCAAGGGUGGCAUGCUUGAGAAUAUAAGGGCUCGAAUCUCUGUUGUCCAGCAAGCGGCAAAGGAGACCCCAGAACGACCUGUUGGUGAGGUGUGGGCCAUCGCAGAGAAGGCGAAGCCACCCCAGGCCAAGCCAGGUCAAGUCGCACAGGCAGCGUCGGCUACGCAGAUGGCGGUCCCUGCCCAGCCAGCACCUCUGGCUCCGUCUGCGUCUUUGACUAAGCCUACGGAAUCAACACAGUCUGCGCAAUCGACACAGGCUGUGCCGCCGACUCCACCUCAGCAGCCCAUCGCCAACCAGCCUGCGUCGCACCUACAGCCUCCAACCGGCCCACACGAUCCUAGCCAACCGUCGCCCACUGCAUUUGGACAACCAGGGUUCGGUCAAGCUCCCCAGGGCAGCUUCGCCCAUCAUGCAUCCGCCCAACCACAAAACCCCUUUGCAAACCGCCCGGGUUCCUUUGGCCAAACCAAUAUCCCGGGCCAAAACCGCCCCGGUUCCUUCGGCCAGCCACUACCAUCUCAGGUCCAACCCAACCUCUUUGGCCAGCAACCAAACAUGGCACCGACGAUGCCCGGCUACAACAACCAAGCCAACAUGGGCCGUGCUAGCCCUGCCUUUGGCGGCCUGAUGCCAAAUCCAAUGAUGCAGCAGCAAAACCCCCUACGAUCCAACUCGCCUGCGAACCAGCAACAGCAGCAGUUCCCGGGCCAGCAAGCGAACCAGUUCCGACAGCAUCUCGGACAGAGCAUGCAGACUGGUAUUCCACGCGGGGGAGGUCUGCCAAGACCGGUUGGUCGUGGACAGCAACAGCAACAGAACCAGAACCAAGGCGGUAAUCAAAACCAGAGCCAACUCCCCCGCGGCGGACGACGAGGCGGAGGAGGACGCGGUAGUCAGCAGCAGCAUAUUCAGACCGGCAACCUACCGCAAGGGCCAGCGGCGCAGAACAGUCCAAAGGGGUCGAUGAACCCGGCGGCUAGGCAAUUCAAUCCUGGUAGUAGUGGUGGGAGUGGGAUGAAGAGGCCACGUGAAGACGGAGACGGCACAGAUGGCGGGCAUCAAGGGGGAAAACGGGCGCGCGGAGGCGCUGGCGGUGCGAACUGAGCGAGCGGAAUCUACGAGCGGAGACUGACUGUACUUUUACGCAUGGGGCUAGAGCUAUAGGGCACGGACUGCCCUGCCGAUGCGAUGCUAUGCAUUCUCCUUUGUCAUAUGGUGGUGUUUUGAGUUUUUAGUUCUUUUCCUUUGUCAACGCACUGGGGAGAGAACGAGUCUCUGGGUCUGAGCCGUCUGGCUGGGGAAAUGGGAUAAAAGCAUUUCCGAUCGAGGGAUGUAGUAUAGGGACUUCGGCUCUGCUAUAUUAUAAGGUAGAUUUGAGUACAUUUGGUGUUUAAUUAAUUGCAACAUGUGAGAUACGUAAUUGGGC